This is a messenger RNA of Wickerhamiella sorbophila, 444 nucleotides long. RefSeq lists its product as uncharacterized. The record is from RefSeq and is a predicted model, not a curated record. Gene Ontology annotation, molecular function: protein-folding chaperone binding; zinc ion binding. The transcript has a single exon. Gene Ontology annotation, biological process: protein stabilization; protein import into mitochondrial matrix; protein folding. Bases 1 to 444 code for a protein of 147 amino acids. Lineage: Eukaryota; Fungi; Ascomycota; Dipodascomycetes; Dipodascales; Trichomonascaceae. Gene Ontology annotation, cellular component: mitochondrion.
AUGUUGAGAUCAACUCUAGUUCGGGUCGCCCGGCCAGGCCUGGCUCGAGCCUGUCGCCACAGCGUGCGCUCGCAGCUCAGCAGACGGCUGGGCCCGGCCAGUGGGCUGGCAGCGGCAGCGUCAGUUCCUGCCCGCUUCAACUCCACCUUGGGCAAAAUCGAUAAACCCACCUACCAGCUCACGUUCACAUGUAAAGCCUGCAACGAUCGGUCGAGCCAUCUAGUCUCAAAGCAAGCCUACCACAACGGAACAGUUCUUGUUCAGUGCCCGUCUUGCAAGAACCGCCACCUCAUUGCGGAUCACUUGGGAAUAUUCACCGACAGCCGCACUACUUUAGACGAGAUCCUGGCCGCCCAGGGCAAAAAAAUAACCAAAGGAACAAUUGACCUAGAGAAGCUCGGUGAUCUGGAAUGGGAACCGGAGGAUGUUAAGCAGCUCAAAUAG